UCAUCUACUGAAGCGAGAACUUUCCGAGUGAGCGGAGGCAAUAUCACGAAAUUUCCGAAGUGGGUGAACUCGUGCGGAUUUAAUGUCUUUUGGCUGUGCAGAAGUGGAUUGCCGAAUUACCUCGAUUGUGGUUUGAAAUCAGAUUUAAAAACACUUUGGUUCCAGAUACACUGAUACAAAGAAACUUUAUAGAAUCAUGACUCAGUUCAACAAGGGACCAGCCUACGGAUUAUCUGCAGAGGUUAAAAGCAAGAUUGCUCAGAAAUAUGACCCUCAAAAGGAGGAAGAGCUCCGCUUCUGGAUUGAGGAGGUAACAGGCAUGCCCAUUGGAGACAAUUUCCAGAAAGGUCUGAAGGAUGGUGUCAUUUUGUGCGAGUUAAUGAACAAGCUACAGCCAGGUGCCAUAAAGAAAAUCAACCACUCACAGUUGAACUGGCAUAAGCUGGAGAACCUUGGGAAUUUUAUUAAAGCUAUCUUAUCUUAUGGCCUGAAGCCCAACGACAUCUUUGAAGCCAAUGACCUCUUUGAAAAUGGGAACAUGACUCAAGUCCAGACUACACUGCUUGCCCUAGCCAGUAUGGCAAAAACCAAAGGACUUGACACAAAGGUUGAUAUUGGAGUGAAAUAUGCAGAUAAACAGGAAAGACAUUUCGAUGAGGAGAAAAUGAAGGCUGGCCAAUGUGUUAUUGGACUUCAGAUGGGGACUAACAAAUGUGCAAGCCAGGCUGGUAUGACUGCUUAUGGCACACGGAGACAUCUCUAUGACCCAAAGACACAAUCAGAUAGACCUUAUGACCAGACCACCAUCAGCCUACAGAUGGGAACAAACAAAGGAGCCAGCCAGGCUGGCAUGUCUGCCCCAGGCACCAGGAGAGACAUUUAUGAUCAGAAGGUCGCAGUGCAGCCGCUGGACAACUCCACGAUCUCUCUGCAGAUGGGCACCAACAAGGUGGCCUCCCAGAAGGGCAUGAGUGUGUAUGGGCUGGGCAGGCAGGUCUACGACCCUAAGUACUGUGCCCCCACCACGGAUGCAGUCAUCCAUGCCAAUGGCAGCCAGGGCACAGGUACAAAUGGUUCUGAAAUCAGCGACAGUGACUAUCAGGCCGAGUACCAGGAAGAGGAAUACCAGGGGAGCUACCAUGAUGACUACAGCAGCCACUACAAUGACCAGGGCAUUGACUACUAGGGAGAGCAGUGCUAUUAGUUGAAGCAGUAUUAAUGCAUUAUAUAUCAACAGAGCAAGUCUUUUGCUAUCUUUGCUAGUCUUCCUCUUGUAUUGAGGGAUGAGAGAGGGGUGUGUGUGUGUGUGUGUGUGUGUGUGUGUGGGGGGGGGGGGGGGGGUGUUACUGCCUUGGGCUUCUCCUCUCUCAAAUCCCUCUACUGCAGCUCCUGUAUUAAGUGGCAGUGUUUUAAUUUGGUCAGAUAAUCUAGAAUGGCAAGAAAUCUAAAACCUGCUUAUCAUAACAUUCUUUUUAAAAUGUUUGUUUUUAUAAAGUAUGGAGAACUGUGAAGAUUACCCAUUUGAACUAUGCAGCAUUUGCUCUGUAAGGUUCUACUUUUAUAUCCUAUAACUGGUUGUUUGGUUUGUAUGUUUUUAACCAAUUGAUUUCCACAUCUCAGACUGAAUAAGUCCUACCAGUCUUGAAGAUUGCCAGACAACCUGUGCUCCACUGCAGCCUAAAAGGACUGAUGGAAAAGUGGGGAAAAAAGUGGACCAAAAGUGUUUUUACAUCACUGGAAAUUUGCAUUUUUCUUAGCUCAGAAAGAUUGAUGUUGUGGUGCUUUUAAAAAGUUCCUUCGUUAGACUGGAUUACCAAAAAGCCCUUCUAGUUUCCUGCUUUUUUCAAAUAGUUUUAUUUGUGCCAUAAUCUCUAAUUUUCAUAUAAAUUCCACUCCCACUGUAUUUAUUGUCAGUUCUCAUUUAAACUGUUCUUCUGUCAUAUGGUUAUUUUUUAUGAUUAAAUUCUUUGUUAUGAAUAAAGCAUUCAAUGCCCUGUUUGUCUAAGAAUUUCCCUUUUGAAGAGUUACAAUUUUAUAUUUUGUUACUUGAUAUGUCCUUUUAAAAGCAAUGUAUAGCCUUUUCAGUACCCUCUAUAAAAUUGCUAUUUUAUAUGAAGUGUUUCAGAGUAGUAGUCUAUAGCUGAAGUAUGGUUACCUAGAAAGCCUCUGAUGUAAUUAGCUGGCACACAACCUGUAUAUUUUAUGAAGGUGAAUGGCACAGAGAGGCUAUUUUUGAGGCUACCCUCAGAUGGUGCAGGAGGGCUUUUGGAUGCUAGCCCUUGAACCAGCAGCCCAAGGUUUCUGGAAAUGCUUAUAUAACUUCUUUGAGUGGAAAACCAGAAGCUAAAAUAUCUGUGAAUAAAAGUCAUUGGAAAGAAA
This is a messenger RNA of Electrophorus electricus (electric eel), 2379 nucleotides long. It is a transcript of the gene cnn3a, whose product is annotated as calponin 3, acidic a. Gene Ontology annotation, biological process: actomyosin structure organization; actin filament organization. Gene Ontology annotation, cellular component: focal adhesion; actin cytoskeleton. Gene Ontology annotation, molecular function: actin filament binding. The record is from RefSeq and is a predicted model, not a curated record. NCBI's taxonomy places the organism in Eukaryota, Metazoa, Chordata, Actinopteri, Gymnotiformes, Gymnotidae.